AUGGUGACAAUGCAGCACACAACUAAUUCUCCCCAGCAGUUUUGCCUCCGUUGGAACAACUACCAAUCUAAUUUGACCAACGUCUUCGAUCAGCUUCUUCAGAGUGAGUCUUUUGUAGAUGUUACAUUAGCAUGCGACGGUCACUCCGUAAAAGCUCACAAGAUGGUCCUAUCGGCCUGCAGCCCAUAUUUCCAAUCGCUGUUCUUCGAAAAUCCAUGUCAGCACCCCAUAGUUAUAAUGAGGGACAUCAAGUGGCCAGAAUUAAAAGCUGCCGUCGAAUUUAUGUACAAGGGUGAAAUUAAUGUUUCGCAAGAGCAAAUUGGUCCACUACUAAAAGUUGCCGAAUCUUUAAAGAUUCGUGGCUUAGCCGAUGUUAAUGGCGAACAAGACGUGGUAGCACCUACAGGUGAGCUGACCACUAGGCCUUCCCUGAUCAAACCAAUAUCUACACCGAAUAUCAACAGAUCAUCACUUGACUGGGAUAACAGACCCCAAGACAUGGAAAGCGAGGCUUCAAGAGCAAAGAAGAGACGCAGACCCUCUGGUGAAAGAAGCAGCCUGAGUAGCCCAGCUGAAAGUGCGAGCACGGAGGUGCCAGACCCUCCGCCAUCUGUGGAGAUGUCUCCGGCUCCUUCGUCCGCGACGCCCUUACCGACGCCUUCAGCGUCAUCCGCCGUAGCCGCCGAACCUUUGCAACUAACUUUGCCGCUUCCACCACAACCUCCACCUUCAGCUGUUGAUGACAUGGAGAUCAAGCCUGGUAUAGCCGAGAUGAUACGCGAGGAGGAAAGGGUGAGUACAUGA
Messenger RNA from Diabrotica balteata, 804 nucleotides. The record is from the annotation of a GenBank genome assembly. Lineage: Eukaryota; Metazoa; Arthropoda; Insecta; Coleoptera; Chrysomelidae.